Penicillium malachiteum is the source of this 324-nucleotide messenger RNA. RefSeq lists its product as uncharacterized. The transcript has a single exon. The record is from RefSeq and is a predicted model, not a curated record. NCBI's taxonomy places the organism in Eukaryota, Fungi, Ascomycota, Eurotiomycetes, Eurotiales, Aspergillaceae. The coding region runs from base 1 to 324 and encodes 107 amino acids.
AUGGUUAAGGGGUACGAUGAUGCUGCUUGGGAAGCAAGCACCGAGCUGCGGAAAAAUUGGCCAAAAGUUUUUCGAACUGAUCCUACAAUCUACAAUGACAUUGGACAAAUACUUGACAAAGAGUUCAGUCAUCUGAAUUGUUCACACUUCGAGUGCCUCGGUGCAGGUGGUUUCAAUAUCUGUUUUAGAAUGAACUACACCAACGAUUCCGCCGCUAUCAUACGGUUCCCAAUGCCCGGAGGCGUUAUGUUCCCGCAAGAGAAAGUCCGCAAUGAAUUCUCUGUCAUGCAGUUCCUCUUAGAAAAACCAACAGGCACCGAUUGA